UUGUGAAUCAUAACAUUGUCUGUAAACAAAAGUUCAUUGAGUAGACUUGGGUGUAGUAAUAUUUUCAUUUAUCCUGAAAAACUAUAAUAGUUUAAAAUUGAAAUUUAACAAUUAAUUUUACAAGUCUUAAUAAAAUCAUAUCAAACAUAUAAAUAAUAAUGUCAAGUACAAUACUAGCAAUGGACGACAAUGUACCUCAUUUCGAAGCUGAAGAUAAUGUAUCAAAAACUGAACAUCGGAAAAAACUGAAUGGUAAAUUCAUUUUGAGAAAACCAGAAGACGAAGUUGUUGCCAUAAUUCUCUCGGCCAUUAUUGGGAGCAUAAUUGAGAGAUGGGAGCCUAUCGUCACUGCUCAGAAUGGAAUGAAACCUCCUACCACAACAAGUGAGGCAGAAAAUGAUGACCAGUUACAAGAUGAAACUCGUGUUAGUUUUGGCAGUUUAAAAUCACACGACAGUACUACCACUGCAAAAAAAGACAGUAUUAAUGAGGUAUCUUCGUCCAGCAGAAGUAGAACAUCAAACAAAAGCGUACAUGAGGAACCCGGUGAUGUGGCUCUUCACCACAAUGAUCAACCACCAGAAACAACAACAGAUCAGCUAUCUGAAACAGAACAUUCUACUAGUGAUGUAUCUAAUAUUUCAAACACUGUUAGUGAAGAAAUUGAAGAAGAGUAUGAGAUAGAGUUGAAAUCGUUUUUUGAACACCUAAGAGAGAAAAUAUUUGGUUGGGAAAUUCUUAAAACUGAUACAGAAGUAGUAAUGGUUUUUAAACAAGGACACUCCUAUCAGGGUAAACUGGUAAACUGUCGUAUGCAUGGACACGGGAAAUUUUACUGGGCUGACGGUAGUGUUUAUGUGGGUGAUUUUUACAACGGAGAGAUGUCAGGGGAUGGGUACAUGCAGUGGGCAGACCUGAGCUGGUAUGAAGGCCAGAUGCAACAAGGCUACAGACACGGUCUUGGUCUGUUCGUGCAGAGUGUAGGCUUCUACACGGGUAGCUGGCAGUGUGGGAGACGGCAUGGGCUGGGUGCCAUGUACUACAACCGCAACAACACCAGCCGAGACUACUACAAUGGGGAGUGGGCAAGAGAUUGCAAGCACGGCACAGGGCUACGCUGCUACCCCUCGGGAGCCAUGUACUCGGGCCAGUGGAAGGGCGGAGUCCGGCAUGGACUGGGAACUAUGGUCUGGACCAAUAAUGAUGUGUACAGUGGAAAUUGGGAAAACAAUCGGAUCCAUGGCUAUGGAGAAUACACCUGGGAGACUUUCUUCAACGAACAGUUG
Messenger RNA from Homalodisca vitripennis (glassy-winged sharpshooter), 1286 nucleotides. RefSeq names its product radial spoke head 10 homolog B-like. Lineage: Eukaryota; Metazoa; Arthropoda; Insecta; Hemiptera; Cicadellidae. The transcript is spliced from 5 exons. The record is from RefSeq and is a predicted model, not a curated record. The annotation marks the transcript as partial.